UGACAAAAAAGAAAAGACAAGUGAUGAAGUCAAAAUACAAAAUCAAGGGAAGCAAACAUCAAAAUUGAUUGGAAUAUCUGUUCUGCAGCUGAAAGUGGAAGAAUGUGUGGCCCAUAUGCCAAGCAUGCCGUGCCCUGGUGGUGGGCAAUGCGCUAUACACUACCUCAGUACUUUUCACCGUCCAAACCACACAUUGAUAGGGCGAAGAAGUUUUUCAAUCGAGCAGAGUAUACUUUGGGUUCACCAAGACGUGUUUUCUUCCCCGAAUCUCAACGGGAGGAGGGUCCCAAGGCACUACCCGAGAUUGUUGUUAUGGGCCAACCCAAUGUGGGGAAGUCCAGUAUUGUCAGGUCAAUGGUCCAUGAAGAUGUGAAAGUCAUCGUUGCCACAUACAAGGGUACUACGAAGCUGGCACAUUUCUACAAGAUAGGAUUCCGUUUCUUUCUUGUGGACAUUCCUGGCUAUGAGGAAGAUGACAAAGUCAUGGGAAAUACUAUAAUGCGUGAAGUGCUGCAGCGACGGCCAAUGGUAAAGUCAGUGCUGUUCUUGGUGGAUUGUCGCGGUGGACUGACUGACUUAGAACAAUAUCGCAUUCAGCACUUGGAACAGUAUCAUGUUCCUUAUACUUUUGUUGUAACAAAAUGCGACCGUGCGAGUGAGUGGCAGUUGACGAGAACAGUGCGUCAGAUCAAUAAGAUUGUGGAUUCGCCAUGGCAUGUCCGUUGCCACCGAGAAGUGUUCUUGACUAGCGCUAAAGAACAGAUAGGCAUUGACGAGCUGAUGGUGUACAUGUGUGCCCGGGCUGGAGCUAUGAGUGUGAAGAAGACCGAGAUUGAAAAGGAGCAGUCGCUCACCAUACCAAUUGACUGAUGAUGGUGCUACUUGUACAUGUAAUCCCGCAGUGGCAACACUUCGCCGUGUGAAUGUCACUGAGUGAGCGAUGAAUGACCCGCGCAUCACCAUCGACGUGUGCUCAGGGCCGAACAAUCCUGGGCAUGUUGAUGUACAGUCCUACCAUGACAACCGAUGAAGAACACAGCACCACUUUCUACAUGCAGCCCGCAGCCAACCGGCCAAAUGAGUUACCGUGCAGCAAGUAAUGGCUUCUUAGCCACUCCCGUAAGAGCGUCCAAGUAUGUGUGCCUAUGAUUGGACACUUUAGGCUGUAUACAAGUACCUGACAUGGAAGAGUGAGGAAGCAAAACACAGAGUUUGCUAGUGUUCCGCAAUCAACCUUUCUGAUCCGAAGGUUUCCCACUGCUUCAUUGUAGCAGUCAAAUCAGAUUCAUCCGUUCACCAUACGUGCAGAAAAUGCAUUGCGCUGCUCGUUAGUGCAGGCAGCUGCCUUUCUUUUUGAUGGUCCGUGUGCAUACAAAGUUUGACAAUCUCUGAUAUCAGCAAGAAGCCAGCAGCGCCAUCCGGAUUUUUGCUGUUCUUUACAAUAGGGUUCUUCAGUGUAUGGAGCUGUUCUAUUCUGCUGCUGGCACUCUUGAUAUGACCUGAUCUCCUUUGAGCAGGUAGUUUGUAAGUACCGCUUACCUCCAUCAUGUUACCAUGUUUAUCCUCCCUUUCUUUUUUUUCCUUAGGGUCUAACACUUGCACCAUGCUGCGCAUGCUUCAACUCUUGGCCGAUGGCAGACUAUGCUCACUUGCUCCUAUGAUACUAUCACUUGCCCCCCCCCCCCCCCAACCAGGACUAGCUUAUGGCACUUGCACUGCAAGAUUUAGUAAGCUUCACAAUUUUACUGUUCUUCAGCCUGUAAA
Messenger RNA from Sycon ciliatum, 1764 nucleotides. Its product is annotated as probable GTP-binding protein EngB. Gene Ontology annotation, molecular function: GTP binding. The transcript has 6 exons. The record is from RefSeq and is a predicted model, not a curated record. Gene Ontology annotation, cellular component: mitochondrion. Lineage: Eukaryota; Metazoa; Porifera; Calcarea; Leucosolenida; Sycettidae. Bases 103 to 870 code for a protein of 255 amino acids.